Ectocarpus sp. CCAP 1310/34 is the source of this 1021-nucleotide messenger RNA. The record is from the annotation of a GenBank genome assembly. NCBI's taxonomy places the organism in Eukaryota, Phaeophyceae, Ectocarpales, Ectocarpaceae.
AUGGAGAGACGGAGUACAAACACCUCUUUGCGGGUCCCUUUCAACCCGCACGACCUGCUGGGGCGGGACGGGCGAGGGGAUUUCUGCUUGGUGCCCGACCACGAGGUCCUCGCCCUCUACUUUCACGACGAGACCACGGCGAAGGAGAACGACGACGGCAGCAACCAGUGGGUGUCGGUGUUGAAGGGCGCCGCCAUCAAGAAGAAGGGGGAAGGACGCGCCGCGCACAUCUCUGACAUCAUUGGGGUGGAUAGAGGGGUCGCAGCGAUAGGGAAGGAGGCCUGGGGCAUGAUGCAGGAAGACAUGAACGUGGUCGAAGAUAAGGAGAACCCGGUUGAGGUCGCGCGGCCGGCUCCCAAGGACGGGGAGGCGCCGACGCAUCGGGUGUUUCCCGGACGCUACGAGCGUUCCGGGAUCUACUUCGGCAGGAAAGAGGGCGAGGGGAAGGACGGCCAUGCCGUGAAGCUCGUGCAGGAUGCCGUCGAGCUGCUGAAAGGGAUUCCCGGCGCCUGCCAGGUGAAGAAAACGAAGAACGAUUCUUCCACGGCGGCGGUCAUCAUGACUGUAGGGCAAUACCAAGACGGGUACUGGAACUGCGCACGGAUGUUGGAGCAAAUUCCGGGGCUCAUCGCCAUCCACGAGCUGACAAGCGAGCCACACCGGCAGCUGGUCAUGGUCUUCGACAACUCUACCGGGCACUCGGCGUUCGGCGCCGGCGCAUUGGUGGGUGAGCACGUUGCCCUGAGGCCAGGGGGAGCGCAGGGCGCUCUUCGCAAUUUCGAGGACGACGAGGGGAACCCCGUGCAUACCACUUUCAGGGUCGGCGACAAGCUCCGGUUUACCACGAACGUGUUUGCCCCGAAAACGGAGGAGGAGCUCGAGGCGGAAAAGAAAGCGGCAGAGGAGGCGGAGGAGAAGGGGUUGCCGGUGAAGAAAUCCAAGAAGAACGGCAAGAACCUCGGGAAGUUCAAGAAGGGCGACGAGGUCAAGGCGACUGGCCCCACCGCCGUUCUCAUCGGCC